Messenger RNA from Parastagonospora nodorum SN15, 1314 nucleotides. RefSeq lists its product as hypothetical. Lineage: Eukaryota; Fungi; Ascomycota; Dothideomycetes; Pleosporales; Phaeosphaeriaceae. The record is from RefSeq and is a predicted model, not a curated record. Gene Ontology annotation, molecular function: Hsp70 protein binding. The transcript has 2 exons. The coding region runs from base 1 to 1047 and encodes 348 amino acids. Gene Ontology annotation, biological process: cellular response to misfolded protein. Gene Ontology annotation, cellular component: endoplasmic reticulum membrane.
AUGUCCGGCAAAUCGUCCGGCGCGCAACCACAGAAUGGCGACGCCAAAUCACGCAGUCACCACGAUGGCAGCAGCGGGCGCGCGUUCACCGUCGAGCAAAAAGCUGCCGUAAUACGCAUAAAACGCUGCACGCCCACGGCUUACUACGAAAUCCUCGGUCUCGAAGCCGUAAAAUCGACAUGCAGCGAUAGCGACAUCAAAAAGGCGUACCGGAAACUGAGUCUACUGACGCACCCUGAUAAGAAUGGCUACGAGGGUGCGGACGAUGCGUUCAAGCUGGUCAGCAAAGCGUUCCAGGUCUUGAGCGAUCCGGAUAAGAAGAAGAAAUAUGAUCAGUUUGGAGGGGAUCCUGAUGCGAGGUUUAACCCAGCGACGGCUGCGGGAGGUGGAUUUGGAGGCGGCGGCGGCGGUGCUGGGUUCCCACGAGGAGGAGGAUUCCAAGAAGAAAUGACGCCAGAAGAGCUGUUUAGACAGUUCUUUGGUGGGGCGUUUGGAGGCCCAUUUGGCGGCAUGGACACCGGUCCCGGCUUCGUCUUCAACCUCGGCGGCGGCCCCGGCAUCCGCGUCCACCAAUUCGGCGGCGGUGCCCCGCGACGACGACCCGGCACCGCACAACCCCCCGGCGCAGAACCCCAAGCCUCACUCAGCUCCACAAUCUCCAACCUCCUCCCGCUACUCUUCCUCUUCGUGCUCCCGCUGCUCUCCUCGCUCUUCUCCAGCCCCGCCGACGUCGGCCCCAAAAUCGUCUUUGAAACGCCGCGACACCCCAUGACCAAGGAGCGCAUCACGUCGCGAUUCAAAGUCCAGUACUUUGUCGAUCCGAGAGAGGUGCACGAGUACAAUCCCAAGAAGUGGCGGAAACUGGACGAGGAGGCUGAGCAGCAAUAUGUUCACGGGCUGUCGGUGCGGUGUCAGCAUGAGCAGAAUCAGCAGCGGAGAAUGAUGGAGGAUGCACAGGGUUGGUUUUACAUUGACCAGGAAGCCAUGGACCGGGCGCGGAAAAUGGAGCUGAAGAAUUGUAGAAAGCUGAAGAAGAUGGGGCUGUAGGGUACGACGUCGGGCUUGUUGUGUUGUUGUGAUUAUAGUAGUUGCAGUUCUGGAUAUUGUUGAUAAUGGGCCAGUGGUUGCUUUUGGAAGAGUUGGGAUAGAUAUCAUGGCUUGCAUGGCGCAUUGAGGCGUUGGAGAGCAGAGCAGAGAAGACAAGAGGCAUUGCUUUGGCGAGUCUUGGAAUUGCAAAUUCUCAUCUGCGUCCAGCGAGGUCAUUGUUCUUGUCUUGUAGCACAUCUUCAAUCUGAUUGUAUACAAGACUACAAA